This is a messenger RNA of Arvicola amphibius (Eurasian water vole), 858 nucleotides long. It is a transcript of the gene Tmem147, whose product is annotated as transmembrane protein 147. The record is from RefSeq and is a predicted model, not a curated record. NCBI's taxonomy places the organism in Eukaryota, Metazoa, Chordata, Mammalia, Rodentia, Cricetidae.
CAUGGUGCUGCUUACGCUAUGCUACGCAUGCAUUCACUCCGGCAUUUCUAGACUUCAGAUUUCCCUGUGAACUUCGAGACUUCUUGGAAACCAGGCAUCUGCUCUCUAGUCUCCCCGACUUUGUGAUCGUUGCAACUGUACCGGAAUGACCCCAGAACCCAACGUCCUGCCCGCCUCUUGCACUCACUUUCCACAAUAUCCGCGUGGUUUUAGCGCCUUCAACCUUCAGGGUGACCUUUCACUUUCUGUUCGCAGAUGCUGUUCUUGGCCACUUUCUUCCCCACCUGGGAAGGUGGCAUCUAUGACUUCAUUGGGGAAUUCAUGAAGGCCAGUGUGGAUGUGGCCGACCUGAUAGGCCUAAACCUUGUCAUGUCCCGGAAUGCAGGCAAGGGGGAAUACAAGAUCAUGGUUGCUGCCCUGGGCUGGGCCACUGCGGAGCUCAUUAUGUUCAGCUGCAUCCCUCUCUGGGUGGGAGCCCGAGGCAUUGAAUUUGACUGGAAAUACAUCCAGAUGAGCAUCGACUCCAACAUCAGUCUGGUCCACUACAUCGUUGCGUCGGCUCAGGUCUGGAUGAUAACCCGCUAUGACCUGUACAACACCUUCCGGCCUGCCGUCCUCCUCUUGAUGUUCCUUAGUGUCUACAAGGCCUUCGUCAUGGAGACCUUCGUCCAUCUCUUCUCUUUGGGCAGCUGGACAGCCCUGCUGGCCCGGGCCGUGGUGACGGGACUGCUGGCCCUCAGCACCUUGGCCCUGUAUGUUGCUGUUGGCAAUGUACACUCCUAGCUUGGUGGCCCGGGUGUUGGCGUACCUUUUUCGCUGCCUCUCUCUCCACGAUUUUAGUGAAGUUAAACCAGUGUU